CUCCAGUCCCCCGCAACGACCGUGAUGACUUCGGCAGGAGAGUCGGCUUCCUUUGAAGCGUGGACGCGGUGCGCAACAGCAAUGAAGGAUCACGAAGACGCGAGGAUAGAGGCCUGGAAGGAGGAAAUCGACGCUGAACUCGUUUUCGCUGCCCUAUUCUCUGCCAUUCUGACGGCCUUUGACGUUGAAGCAUACAAGAUGCUACAACCACAGAAUUCUAAUAAUUCCAGUCCUCUCACGUUCAUCACCAUCCAGGCCGAUGGCACUCAGCAAAUAAACGCCAGUGCCCUCAUGAGUAUUCUUGCUGCACAAUCGCUCCCUACCACAGGCCCCUCUCCACGCUACUCUGUCGCCAUCAACGCCCUAUGGUUCUCAGCCCUUAUCUGUAGUCUCGCAGCCGCCUCCAUCAGCAUCCUCGUCAGACAAUGGCUCAACCAGUACACUAGCGGGCUAGCUAGCGUAUCCCCCGAGAUUGCCCGGGUACGCCAGUUUCGUCGCGAUAAUUUGAAGAAAUGGAGAGUCGCCGAAAUCAUGAUGCUCCUCCCCGUCCUCCUCCAGGGUGCUAUGGUUCUCUUUCUCAUUGGCCUCGUUCUGUUUCUGGAGCAGCUCAACACGGAAAUCACAUACAUCGCAACCAUCCUUGUUGCCAUCUUGCUCUUCUUCAUCCUUCUCACCACUAUCCUCCCGACCUUCAACGACGACUGCUCCUAUCAGUCCCCUCAGGCUUGGGGUUUCUUCGUCAUUUUCCAGGGCUUCAAGCGCCCUCUGCGUAGCAUCUGCCGUUCCAUCUCCGCCUGGGUGGCCCGCGAACGCAUGCUUGUAGAGGCAUCCGGCUCUGUUCUCGACCAGCACCUCGUCGUCGAGGCGGACGCCACCUUCCUCGACGACGCCUUUUUGCGAGACGUCGUUCGGCCUUGCCUCGACGACAUGCCCCCGGACGCAGCGAUGAAAGCGUACUACAAUAUCAUGACACACCGCGCGGACCGCAUCGAGGGUGGGGUGCCCUACUUCGACAGCCGGAACGGUCGCACGGAGUCGGUCGCAGUUCUGACCGACCUCACGCUCGACGCGCUCCACAGGACACGCGGGGUACCGACACGAGCGGCCCACGACGACGCACUCCGCACUAUCCGCAUCCUCGAGCCGCUGCUCGUCCGUGCUCUGCCGCUGACCUACGACCACUUCUGUCGCGUAUUCUUCGCGCUUUCCAAUGACCCGGACGAGAAGGUGCGGCAUGUUGCCUUCAACGUCCUCUAUCAUCAGCUGUGGAGGAACUUGGAGUUGGCCGACGUGCACUUCGCUGGAGGUUGUCACGGUACGUGUAGUCGCUAA
Messenger RNA from Trametes versicolor FP-101664 SS1, 1332 nucleotides. RefSeq lists its product as uncharacterized. The record is from RefSeq and is a predicted model, not a curated record. The transcript has 3 exons. The annotation marks the transcript as partial. Lineage: Eukaryota; Fungi; Basidiomycota; Agaricomycetes; Polyporales; Polyporaceae.